This is a messenger RNA of Mesocestoides corti, 234 nucleotides long. NCBI's taxonomy places the organism in Eukaryota, Metazoa, Platyhelminthes, Cestoda, Cyclophyllidea, Mesocestoididae. The record is from the annotation of a GenBank genome assembly.
AUGAACAGAAAGGACAGCGGUAGUGAUAGCGACAGCGGCAUGAAGGUCAACGUCCGUUCUUCUGACAUGCCUGAAGCCCAGCAGAAGGAGGCUGCCAAGGUCAUCGCCGAGGCACUCUCAAUCCACACAAAGGAGACCCAAGUUGCCAAGACGAUUAAAAGCCACUUUGACGAAAAAUAUGGGCGUGCAUGGCACUGCAUCGUCGGAAAACACUUUGCCGGGUCAGUCAAAUAA